AAAAGAUUUCCCAUUUCAGUUCACCUAUUUAAGCUCUAAUGAAAGGUUUGAUUAUUAAGCUUGAUUGCUUUUUUUUCUCAUAAUAUUAAUCCGUUUACAUCAAUAAGAUUACUCACGUGAGUACCCUGUUGCAGAAUUUGCCUCUAGUACUGUGAUUGCCUAGGGGGAAGUACAAGGAAGUUGCAAUUAAAGUUACAGAAGGAAAAGGAGGUCUGACCUUUUCUUUUCUUUCCCUUUCCUUUCUUUUUUCUUUUCUUUUCUUUUAAAGUAUGCCUGCUGUUUCAUUGACAAAUGACAAUAGCUUUUGCACUAUUAAGUGCUACUAGCAAGAUAACAAAACUGCUUUUAUUUAAAAAGAAACAAAAGCUACAUGCUAAAUCUUUGUUGUAAAAGGUAAAAAGAGGUGGAUGUCUGAUUAGGGGUUGUAACUGCAAGGUACCUUAGGCUUUCUUUACGUGCAUCACAUUAGUGGAAAAUUCCUUUGUUCAUUUUAGAAGAUAAACAGUUGUAAAUUUCACGUUUGGUUGAUGUGACAUCAAUGACUGGCUGGGACUGCCAGCAUUCCAAAAGGGAUAUCAUCCUAAUCUGCAGCCACUCAGGGCCAUGGGGCGGAGCCUGCAGUCCAAGCCAAAACACUUACAGGUGCAUAAGUAAGUAGGGAAGGGCACAGGUGAUGCACCUGUCUCAGGAAAGGAGCACUAGCACAGGUGUGUCAUAACUUAUCAGCUGCCUGUGUUAGAGCAUGAGCUCCUUUGAUCCACAAACGCACUCUCCACCACGCUGCAGCCCACAGUUUCCAAAUAUUGGUCAAGAACCUCCAGAAAUGAAUAUCUACUACGAGAACUUCUUCCAUCCACAGAAUAUUCCUAGUCCGCAGCGACCGAGCACCUUUGAGACAACGGACUACAACAGCACACCCAAUCCUUACCUCUGGCUGAACGGACCUUCCAUUACUCCACCGCCGUAUCUCCCAGGAUCCAAUGCCAGUCCCUUCAUUCCUCAGUCUUAUGGGAUGCAAAGGCAGCUCCUGCCAAACAUGCACGGCUUGGGAGGAACUGAUCUUGGCUGGCUUCCUCUUCCAUCCCAAGAAGAGCUUAUGAAGUUGGUUAGACCACCUUACUCCUACUCUGCGCUUAUUGCCAUGGCUAUCCAUGGAGCACCAGAAAAGAGGUUGACUCUCAGUCAGAUCUACCAGUACGUGGCUGACAACUUCCCAUUUUACAACAAAAGCAAAGCUGGAUGGCAGAACUCAAUUCGGCACAACCUGUCUCUCAAUGAUUGCUUCAAGAAGGUGCCUAGAGAUGAAGAUGAUCCAGGCAAAGGGAAUUACUGGACUCUGGACCCAAACUGUGAAAAGAUGUUUGACAAUGGCAACUUUCGCAGGAAGAGGAAAAGGAAAUCUGAUAUUGGGGCUAGUUCUGCCCAUCUUACAUCUGAGAAAUCCGAGGACAGUUCCUUGACUGGCAGCCCCAAAGCUGUAGAGCAUCAGGAUCUUUUGGAAAACUCAUCAUCUGGGACUGACAACCUACCCGAUAAAGGAUCUCCGCCUCCAUCUUCCAGCAGUCCAUGCCUUAAUAAUUUCAUUUCCAGUAUGACUGCAUACGUUAACGGCUCUAAUUCAGUGGGCCGCUCAGUGCCACUGGGACUUAAUGCUGAACCCACUGACAAAAUGGGACAGAAUAUGGUAGGCUUAAAUUCCUACUCUCCACUCUCUAACGUCCCCAGUCAUGCUGUGGGAGAGUGGUCCAAUUCUAUGCCUCCCAGUCACCUCGGCUAUGGCAACUCAGUGCUCAACCAGUUUAACACCCAUUUUUACAGCAGUAUCAGCACAAAUAACACUCUGUUUUCCAGGGAGGGGACAGAGGUUUAAAUAAGAGAUCUUAAGACAUCAAUAUAUAGCUAUUUAUGACAGGGAGUGACCGGUGGGUGGGUGAUUACUGUUAGUCUGUUGUCUCUAGGACCUGCAUUGUGUCCUACCUUCUGAGAGCCCCAAACAUUUUAGCUGUUAUCCUUACUCAAGUCACAAGCACUCCACAUUGGCAGCUCCAUAUAAAAAUGGAGGGAUUUUAAUAGCAAGAAUAGUGAAGAGGUCUGCUGGAGAUUGUGUAUGUACUGCUGCCAACCAUGGUCCCCUAUGGACAUCCUUGAGAGGAAUUACUGUUUACCUUAGGAAUGAAACUUUCUGGCAAGGUACUGAUUUUGCUGUGAUGCUUUUUAAAGCACUAAUAUGCAUUUGGCAAUAUCUGUAAAUUACCUCUCUUGCUUAUAUAAGAGAUUAUUGGUAAAUUCUUAUUUGGACAAAGCUAUUCUGAGACACUGAAGGAUCCACAGCAAAAUAGUGAGUAAUAACUAGCAGGGAUGAGUGAAUGCCAUCUUUAAAUUUCUCUAGUACUAGAGCAUACGUUGCCUCAACUCUGAUGCUGUUUCACCCCUAAGGGGAAUGUGGUUGUGAAGCAGGCUAGCAUAAUCAGGGACACAACAUUCAUUUUGAAACUGAAACAAAGCAUAACAAAAUAUAAUGGAGUUGCCUUCUGCUGGUGCAAUUGGAUCUUUGUGUUUUAAAUUCUGAGUAUGGGGUCAAAUUUUGUGGAAAAUGUCUCUGUACUAUAUAUUUUCUUUCUUUUUGUUACGAAGUCCAUGCAAUUGUUUUGUCAUUGUGUAAAUAUUAGGAAUAAUUCUUAUUUUUUUAUAUUCUACUGUAACCACAAACAAAAAUUAAAAUAAAUGAAGUUUUUUCAAACCAAUAAUUGAAUCAAGUUUCAUAUUUAUGUAAAAUAAUACCUCAGACUGUAGAGCCUGCAACAUAUGUAGGUACCAUGUUUUACUGGUAUUUGCUUUUACACUGCUGUGCACUGAUCAGACUUCCAGAAUGAUGGAAAACAUAUUAAUGCACUGUAAUAGCUACUGCUUUGUCUUGAUUUAUUUUUUUUUAAACUCUAGAUGGAUACAGUUUUGUUACAGGCCAUCCCAGAAACAUUUUUAAUAAAGAAUUUGUAUAUAAAAAUGUGUGUGUACUA
This is a messenger RNA of Meleagris gallopavo (turkey), 3017 nucleotides long. RefSeq names its product forkhead box I1 (gene FOXI1). Lineage: Eukaryota; Metazoa; Chordata; Aves; Galliformes; Phasianidae. The record is from RefSeq and is a predicted model, not a curated record. Gene Ontology annotation, biological process: cell differentiation; regulation of transcription by RNA polymerase II; anatomical structure morphogenesis. Gene Ontology annotation, molecular function: DNA-binding transcription factor activity, RNA polymerase II-specific; RNA polymerase II cis-regulatory region sequence-specific DNA binding.